UUCAAAAAUUCACCACUGAUGUAUUUCUCAGGAGUAUCUGGGGCAGAAAACAGACUACGCCACUCUCACAGAAGCUCCAGGGCUACAGGAAGCGUUUGUAGUAGCAAUACGCCUGCGCAGCUGUUUCACACAAAAUCGCCCGCUUUCCCUCGUCCCUCUAGCAGGGGGCGCUGUGAAGUAAUGAACUAUUCUUUCUCUCAGAGCUCCGGAACGGUGCUUAAAAGGGCUGGAGGUGAAGUGGGCGAGGGGCGUUCUAUCCUUGACUGCGCUUGUCUCUAUCGCCCUUUGUCCUCCAGCCUCCCCGGGCGCGUUGGGCUUGCGGGCGAGGUUGCUAGGCGGAAGCGCGGUGGCGGCGGCUGUCGCUGCUGCUGCUGCCGGGGCGUUUGAAAAGCGGUUACGCAGGCGACGAAAGCAGACCCCGCCUCCGGGCCGCCGACCACGACCAUGGUCUCCAAGUCCGACCAACUCCUCAUAGUCGUAUCCAUCCUUGAAGGUACUUUGUGGAGGCCUGGCAUUAUUUGUGGGGUCAAGGAGAAGGUCGUCAUUUCCCCAAACGUCCAAAGCAUAUGCUUGUUGUAGAAGCAAAAUUUGAUGGAGAACAGUUGGCUACUGAUCCUGUGGACCAUACAGAUCAGCCAGAAUUUGCUACUGAAUUAGCCUGGGAAAUUGACAGGAAAGCUCUUCAUCAGCACAGGCUACAGCGUACUCCUAUCAAACUCCAGUGUUUUGCCUUAGAUCCUUUAUCUUCCACCAAGGAAACCAUAGGUUACAUUGUUCUGGACUUAAGAACUGCCCAAGAAACAAAGCAGGCACCAAAAUGGUAUCAGUUGCUGAGUAAUAAAUACACCAAGUUCAAGUCUGAGAUACAGAUAAGCAUUGCUUUGGAAACAGAUACAAAGGCACCAGUGGAUAGUUUUAAAGCAAAGGGAGCACCUCCUAGAGAUGGAAAAGUACCUGCCAGCCUCUCUGGACUUGACCCCAAGGACAUUGUGGCAGUGCUGAACGAGGAAGGAGGCUACCAUCAGAUUGGACCAGCGGAGUAUUGUACUGACUCCUUCGUUAUGUCAGUGACCAUAGCAUUUGCCACCCAGUUGGAGCAGUUAAUUCCAUGUACGAUGAAACUUCCAGAAAGACAGCCUGAGUUUUUCUUUUAUUAUUCUUUGCUGGGAAAUGAUGUUACAAAUGAACCCUUCAAUGAUUUGAUCAACCCAAACUUCGAGCCAGAGAGAGCAUCUGUUCGCAUACGUAGUAGUAUAGAAAUUCUUCGUAUUUACCUGGCUCUUCAGUCUAAACUACAGAUCCAUCUUUGCUGUGGAGACCAAUCACUUGGGAGCACAGAAAUACCAUUAACUGGAUUACUGAAGAAGGGCAGUAUAGAAAUCAACCAGCACCCAGUAACAGUUGAGGGUGCAUUUACCCUUGAUCCCCCAAACCGUGCCAAACAAAAGCUUGCACCCAUUCCUUUGGAGCUGGCUCCAACUGUGGGAGUGUCUGUGGCUCUGCAGAGAGAAGGCAAAGAUGCCCAGUCUUUAAUUGAAUUAAAGACCCAGAAUGAGCAUGAGCCAGAGCAUUCAAAGAAGAGAGUUUUAACCCCCAUAAAGGAAAAGACACUUACUGAACCAAAAUCACCAAACAUGUCCCCUGUUCCACCUCAAAACCAGUCACCUCCAACAAAAGAUGAUGCAACAGAAAGUGAAAUAGAAAGCUUACAGUAUGAUAAGGACACAAAACUACAUCCAAAGGCCAUGAAUUCUGUGCCUGCUUCACUGACCCAGCCAGUGAUUACAUCCAAUGCUUCAGAAACAGCUUCAGGACAGAAAAUUGCUGUUCCAGCAACAUCACAUCAUUUUUGCUUUUCAAUAGACUUAAGGAGUGUCCAUGACUUGGAAAUUGCUUUUCCAGUCAAUUGUAUAUUAAGAUACUCAUAUCCAUUCUUUGGAAGUGCAGCUCCUAUUAUGACUAAUCCUCCUGUAGAAGUUCGGAAAAACAUGGAAGUUUUUCUUCCCCAAUCUUACUGUGCAUUUGAUUUUGCAACUAUGCCUCAUCAGCUGCAUGAUACCUUCUUAAGGAUUCCUUUGCUGGUUGAAUUAUGGCACAAGGAUAAAAUGAGUAAAGAUUUACUUCUGGGAGUCGCAAGAAUCCAGCUUUCUAACAUCUUGUCUGCAGAAAAAACCUGCUUUUUAGGUGCUAAUGGUGAACAGUGUUGGCGUCAAACUUACAGUGAAAGUGUGCCUGUUACAGCAGCACAGGGGUCGAAUAAUAGGAUAGUAGAUCUUUCUUACACAGUGACUCUAGAAGAUUAUGGACUAGUAAAAAUGCGUGAGAUUUUUGUCUCUGAUUCAUCUCAGGGUUUACCUGCAGGACAACAGAAGCCAUCUUCUCUUCCUCCAGCACUCUGUACUUCAGAAAUCCAGACAGAGCCUCGUGAAACCUUAGAAUACAAAGCAGCUCUUGAGCUAGAAAUGUGGAAAGAAAUGCAAGAAGACAUUUUUGAAAAUCAGCUAAAGCAGAAAGAACUGGCUCAUAUGCAGGCUCUUGCAGAGGAAUGGAAGAAAAGGGACCGAGAGAGAGAAUCACUAGUAAAGAAAAAGGUAGCUGAAUAUACUAUAUUAGAAGGAAGACUUCAAAAAACCUUGAUUGACUUGGAGAAGCGAGAACAGCAGCUUGCGAGUGUAGAAUCUGAGCUUCAAAGAGAAAAAAGGGAACUGCAGUCAGAACGUGAACGGAACCUGCAGGAACUUCAGGAUGCUAUCCGUAGGGCCAAAGAAGAUUGUGUUCACCAAGUAGAACUAGAAAGGUUAAAGAUCAAGCAGCUUGAAGAGGAUAAACACCGACUUCAGCAGCAGCUUAAUGAUGCUGAAAAUAAGUAUAAGAUUUUAGAAAAAGAGUUCCAGUAUUUCAAGGAUCAGCAAAACAACAAACCAGAAAUCCAUCUGCAGUCUGAAAUAAAUCUUCUCACUUUGGAAAAGGUUGAACUUGAAAGAAAGUUGGAAUCUGCAACUAAGUCUAAACUGCAUUACAAGCAGCAAUGGGGACGAGCUUUGAAAGAACUUGCCAGACUUAAACAGCGUGAACAAGAAAGUCAAAUGGCUCGUCUUAAAAAACAGCAGGAAGAAUUGGAACAGAUGAGACUACGCUACCUGGCUUCUGAAGAAAAAGAUACAGUAAAAACUGAUCGACAAGAAUUGUUGGAUAUAAGAAAUGAAUUGAACAGGUUAAGGCAACAAGAACAAAAACAGUACCAGGAUUCCAGAGAGAUUGCAGGUGGAAAAAUGGAUGGCCCACAUGGCAAUGCAUUGGACGAAGGCUUGGAUGAUUAUCUGACUCGCCUAAUAGAAGAAAGGGAUACUUUGAUGAGAACGGGUGUGUAUAAUCACGAAGAUCGAAUAAUAACUGAACUGGACCGACAGAUUAGACAGGUUUUGGCAAAAAACAAUGCCAGUAAUUAAUAACAUUUGAAAAGUCUUUACAGAGAUACCAGGUCCAAAAUUUAAUUCCAUUGUAAAACUGUUAAAAGAAAGGGGUGGGGAGAAUGGAUUUUUUUUAAAUGUUGUUUUCAAUUUUUUAUGUUACUGUAUAGUAUUUAUUUGAUUUUAUUUACUUUAUGCUACCUCUCCCACACUGGUUUUAUUUGUAAUAACUUUUUAUAUACUCAUUUUAAAUGACUUUUCAGUGUUUCUCAUAAUUUAUAAUUUGAUGGCUAACUUUAAGAACAGCUUUUUACUAAACGUAUUCUAGGAAAAAUGACUGCAGUAAUUUCCAGUUAUACAAUUUUUCACAUUGAGCCAAAAAAAGUAUGUGUUGCACUUUAAAAAUUCUGUGUCCUGUUCCAUUGGAAUGUAAAUAUCUUAAAAGUUGAGACCAAUUGUAAAUGUAACAAGUUUUACUUAACUCACUUUAGAUGACCUGUUUUAUUUUUCCUUUAACUUAUAAUAUUUCCAAGUGACAAAUUUGAAAACAGGAAAGCAGAAUCAUUGCAGAAAAGCCAUAUGACAUUUUGGGUGACAAAUUAGUCAUUUAUUUUAAUACAGAUUAAGCUUUUCUCAAAGCUAUUGCGUUUUCAAAUUUACAACUUACUCUUGACUUUUAAGAAUGUGAAGUAAUAGUCUAAUUUGGCCUUCUCGGUUAGUCUUAUGCUCAGUAUUAAGCAUUGUUUUCUUUCAUUGGAAUUAGAAAUUUUUUUCUGUUUUUUUUUUUUUCCCCUCCAGCAAUAGUAAAAUUAGUCAACUCAAACCCUGUCUAAUAUAAUGUGGAAACAGACGCAUAAAGGCUUUAGCUGAAAAAAAAAAAAAAAAAAGAGUGAAAAUCUAUUUUUUCCUCUCUCUAAAUUUAAUCAAUCUUUUUCAAAAGUAUAUGAGAUUAAGUUAUUGGAUUUAUGUAGUGCCAUAUCUCUUUAAACUUUGAAUUCUUUACAUAGUCUUCUUCAGUGCCUAAAUUGGUCCUCAAAGCAACACUUUUCCACCUCCUUUUAAAGGGUACUAAAAGGUUUAUUAGCAAAUUCACAGAUGAGGUGAGUCUUAAAAAAUUCAUGUAGUUUUAAAGUUCUGAUUCCCAAAUGUAAUAAUAAACUAAAGUGUAUACUUUAGGAAGUAUAUACUAUUACCGAUAACUUCCAUAAAAACAGAAUAGGAUAUUUAGUAACAUUAAAUUAGUUAACUUUUUGGUAUUUUCAAGGAGGCAUAUUUCUUGUUUGGGAAAUUAAAGUCCCUACAUGCAUUAUAUGUUUAUUUUCCUUAUUAAUAAAGUAUUAAUUUACUGAAAACAGCCCAACAGUAAAUAACAGAGAAAGAAAUUACUGAAUGAGAGGAUAAUGAAUCUGUGAAUCAUAGUAGGAAUUUGAAGUAUUAAUUAUGGUUAGACAUUUUCUCUCAUUGAUUUUGUGCCAUAUGAACGGAACAGAAGGUAUUUUUGUUUUGUUUUGUUUCAUUUUUUGAAAAGUUUUGGGUAAAAUAUUGUGACUGUUUACCUUUCAUUGCAUUGUUUGCUGCAUGUGACUGUUUUCAAACACUAGAGGGGGCCUUAGAUUUAAAGAAACAAAGAAGACUUUUCUAAAAUGAAUGUGUGGUUUAUUUUGCCUUCAGUAAAGCAGUCUUUUGGCUAUGUAAUUUAACAAAUAAAAUCUUAACUAUGCA
Molecule: messenger RNA, 5132 nt
Organism: Choloepus didactylus (southern two-toed sloth)
Lineage: Eukaryota; Metazoa; Chordata; Mammalia; Pilosa; Megalonychidae
Gene: CEP120
Product: centrosomal protein 120
Exons: 22
Coding region: 567-3449 (960 amino acids)
Biological process (GO): centrosome cycle; interkinetic nuclear migration; positive regulation of centriole elongation
Cellular component (GO): centriole; centrosome
Source: RefSeq, a predicted model, not a curated record